GCAGACAGCAUUUAUAGAGUAAGUGGAUUUAUUGUGUUUGUACAUGCUGCAUGUAUUUGGAAUGACAAUGACCACUUCAACAUUGACUCGUUUGAUGAUGAUCUUUGGAGAAUGAUGGAACAUUUUGGCCAAUGGAAAGGUAAUUUUUAUUCGGAAAUGCCCCAUGCCACUACAGCUAUGCUCUCAGGAAAUCGACUUGGAAAUGCAGAUUAUGCAGGCAUUCAGGGUAGUGUAUGUGUCUCCAGAUGGGGAGUAUCAUAUGCCCAUGUAGGACAAAACCAUUACUUUCUGGCUUCAUCUUUCAUGGCUCACGCAUUGGGUCACGUUCUGGAUUUAGAGCAUGAUACAGAUGGCUGUGUUUGUUUCAGAAGGAGCUCUUGUGUCAUGAAUGAAUUUCCUAGUCUUCAGGAUAUGCUAAGCAAUUGUUCCCAUAGUACAAUGCUUACUCUGGUCAAUGACUGGGACCCUUGCUUGAGUAACAAACGUUCUUCAUAUAAUAACAUAAAUUAUGCAAUUCCUCGUUGUGGAAAUAAGAUAGUGGAUGACGGUGAAAAUUGUGACUGUGGUUCUUUUAAAGACUGUUUGUCUGAUGAGUGUUGUGGAACAAAUUGUCAGUUAACUCAGGGCAGCUACUGUGCUGCAGGAGGGUGCUGUGAAUCUUGUCAGGUUGCUCCCAGUGGAACAAUAUGCAGAGACAAACUUGGGAUUUGUGAUCUUCCAGAAUACUGUAAUGGAGUCUCAGCGCAAUGUCCCCAAAAUUUUUACAUCAUGGAUGGAACUCCUUGUUCUCCACUAGCAGUUUGCAUGUCAGGAAACUGUAGUGACCGUAAUUUGCAGUGUCAAGCUCUUUUUGGACACAAAGUAAAGGAUGCUUCACCAGAAUGCUAUAGAGUAUUAAAUUCCAGAGGUGACCGGUUUGGAAACUGUGGGCUUAGUAUCAGACGUGGAGGAAGCCGACCUAUCCCUUGUCAAAUCGAAGAUUAUUUAUGUGGACAGAUUCACUGUGAUGGUGUCAGGAAUGUUCCUGGUGGAGGUGAGCACACUACCUUUCAUCACAUAAAAAUACCAAGUUAUAAAGAAGAAAACUGCUUUGGGUACGAUGCACACCAUGGGACAGAACUUCCAGAAAUAGGCCUUGUAAUGGAUGGUGCAACCUGUGGCCCAGGGAAAUACUGCAAAAGUCAGAGAUGUGUUUUUCAUCAAACUUUGAAUUUUCGAUGCAACCUUAGUUCAUGUAACUUCAGAGGGGUGUGUAACAACAAUGGCAACUGUCACUGUGUCCAAGGUUGGCAACCACCAGAUUGUACAGAAAGAGGAACAGGUGGUAGUAUAAACAGUGGUCCUGCAGUUACUGCUGAGAAAAGAUUUAAAGCCACAGUACAUGUGACUGUCAACAGGCUAAUAAUUCUUUUAGGUACUCGCAUGCUUCUUGUCUUGGCUUCGAUUAUUUCUGGUGCUAUUUCAAAAGCAGUAUUACGUCCACAAGCGCCCCCACAUCACCCCCGUUAAUAAAUAAAUGAUUUCAUCCCAAACUCAUUGGAGCCACGCAAUGGACAAAUCCAUGUCAAUUACCAGAAGACGUUGUCAAUGAAGUCUCUUGACAGUCAUGUAACCAUUCACAAACCUGAGAAUUCCAUCUUGAAAUAAAAUCACUGAGGACUUAGUAUUGAA
Molecule: messenger RNA, 1671 nt
Organism: Grammomys surdaster
Lineage: Eukaryota; Metazoa; Chordata; Mammalia; Rodentia; Muridae
Product: disintegrin and metalloproteinase domain-containing protein 21-like
Exons: 1
Biological process (GO): proteolysis; male gonad development
Cellular component (GO): external side of plasma membrane; plasma membrane; sperm head plasma membrane
Molecular function (GO): metalloendopeptidase activity
Source: RefSeq, a predicted model, not a curated record